Messenger RNA from Pelmatolapia mariae (spotted tilapia), 1070 nucleotides. Its product is annotated as low affinity immunoglobulin gamma Fc region receptor II-like. Gene Ontology annotation, cellular component: plasma membrane. Gene Ontology annotation, molecular function: transmembrane signaling receptor activity. The transcript is spliced from 5 exons. The record is from RefSeq and is a predicted model, not a curated record. NCBI's taxonomy places the organism in Eukaryota, Metazoa, Chordata, Actinopteri, Cichliformes, Cichlidae. Gene Ontology annotation, biological process: cell surface receptor signaling pathway. The annotation marks the transcript as partial.
AUGAAACUGGCUCACAUGAGGACCGCCCCAGGAAAGGAAGACCAAGAGUCACCUCUGCUGCUGAGAAUAAAUUCAUCCCAGUCACCAGCCUCAGAAAUCACAACAUAUAGACCCAGGGCCACACUGACAGCAGGAACAACAAUCAUACCAGUAGGGGGCAGUGUGACACUGACCUGCUCUGUGCAGAGCUCUGAUGGAUGGAAAUAUGAGUGGUUCAGACGAACCCAAAGAACCUCUGAAGUUCAAAUCAGAGAUCAACAAAACAGAGAUAUCAGAGUAUCUCAAGGAGGAAUCUACAGCUGCAGAGGAGCAAGAGGAAACCCAGUUUACAACACUGAUAUAAGUGAUGAUGUCACCAUUGAGAAAACCUUUUCCAAAAAAGUUGUUGUAAAACAACAACCCAACUGGCCUCAGAUAUUCAGAGGUGAGACGAUCACUCUGACAUGUGAGGUGCAGGAAGGAGGUGAAACCACUGAGUGGGAGUAUGAAUGGAGAGGACCCAGGACACCCACACAGUGGACACACAAUAAUGAUGUGACAUUCAGAGUUUCUGAGUCCAGCAGUGGAGACUACAUGUGUAAGAGUCGACGCAGAGAUGACUCAUAUUCUUCAACAGAGUGGAGUGAAGCCUUCACAUUGUCAGCAUCAACAAGUAAACCCAGAGCCACACUGACAGCACAAAGUUCAAUCAUACCAGCAGGGGGCAGUGUGACACUGAGCUGCUCUGUGGAGGGCUCUGCUGGCUGGAAGUUUGACUGGUUCAGACGUGAUUCAGUCUCUUCUAAAGCUCAGCUCAUGAGAGGAAAUGAAGCAAACAGAGUUAUUAGUGUCUCACAAGGAGGUCUGUACCACUGCAGAGGAGGGAGAGGAGAUCCAGUUUACUACACAGAGGACAGCAGUGACGUCACAGUUGUGGAGACUUUUAGGGCGAUCGUGGCUCAAGAGUUAGCAGUUCGCCGUGUGAUCAGAAGGUUGCUGGUUCGAGCCCUGGCUCGGACACUCUCUGUCAUUGUGUCCUUGGUCAAGAGUCUUCACCCACCACCUACUGGUGAUGGCCAGAGGGGCCGAUG